This is a messenger RNA of Daldinia loculata, 1032 nucleotides long. RefSeq lists its product as uncharacterized. Gene Ontology annotation, cellular component: HAUS complex; cytosol. The transcript is spliced from 2 exons. Gene Ontology annotation, biological process: spindle assembly. The record is from RefSeq and is a predicted model, not a curated record. Lineage: Eukaryota; Fungi; Ascomycota; Sordariomycetes; Xylariales; Hypoxylaceae. The coding region runs from base 1 to 1032 and encodes 343 amino acids.
AUGUCGCACCUCCCCCCCUCCCAAGCAAUAUUCUCCCCCUCCGUCGCCCGCGCCGCCGCCUCCACCGCAAAAGACUGGUCCUACAUCGACACCUGGCUGCGCAGCAUCUUCGCCAACUCCUCCAACUCCUCUUCCAACCGCGCCUCCCGCCCUCCCCCCUUCGAGCGCAACCCCGAAACCCUGAAGGCCCUGCUCGCCUUAGCCACGGCCAACGAAGCCGCCGACGAGCACCGCGAGCAGCUCGCGCGCGUCGAGGAGGCCGCGCUGGAAGAAGUGCGCUCCGUUGAAAGAGAGCGCGAGGAGCGGCGGAGGAGGAUUGAUGCUCGAAAACAGAAACAACAGGAAGGGCGGGAAGAAGCAGAAGAGGCGGAAGAAGCUCUCGACGGUGACAUCCUAGCCACAGACCUGCUCUCCGCGCUCGAAUCCUCCCUAAGCAAAGACGGCGCCGCAGCCCUCGACGCCAUGGCCUCUAUGGCCGUCGAGCUAGGCGUCGCGUAUCCCACCCCCGAAAUCCUCGGGUCCAAGUUCGCCGAGCUGCAAGGACGAGCAUUCGAGCUAGAAGACGGAAUCGAGAGGGUAGAUUUACUACGGCGGUACUUAGACCGGGAAUCUGCUCGCGCCGAGACCUUUCUCGCAGAGCUACAGCACGCCAGCAUAUUCACACUCCCCCCCACUCUCCCAAAGCAAAACCUCUCCCUGCAACGCCUAGUCAAGAGCACAUCCAGCCACCUCCCCGACCUAACCCACCAAGUCCACUCUUUAGAAAAAACCAUCGGUCUCCCAAGUCUAACCGUCGACGACGUGCGCGCCGACGAGGAAGCAUACCUAGACCUGCUAUCCCGCAAAAAGGAUCUCGACGCGCAGGUCCGCGCCUUCGCCGGCCUACCCCCUGAUAUCGACGCCGCACGCGCUGAACUAGAAGCUUUACGUUCCGAGCUCCGGCACGCGACGGAGCGGCGCGAUGAGGACUUUGAGAGGUUGGUUGAACGGGAGAGUCCGGUGAAGAGUAGGAGGAGGCCUAGACUAGACUAA